GAAGUUAAAUCCUCUGAAUUCCCAACAUUUCUCUGAAAUCUUGCAGGGUUUCUAUAUAUAAACCGUUGGGUGGCUCUAUUUUCUUCGUCCCAAAAAAUUCAAGAUUUGAGCUUUCAAUGCACAAGGGGAGCAGUAAUAAUUUUGUUGGGUCGGUGGGUAGUAUUAUAAUAGGCCUGGAAUCAAAGCAAGAAAUGAAGAAGAUGGAGGAGAAGGGUUUUUAUAGUGUGGCUGUUGUAGAUAAUGUGGAUGCAAUGCAUGAGAUUUUCAAGCAUUUAGAUGCUGAAUCUCUUGCCACGGCUUCUUGUGUUAGUCGAGGGUGGCACCAGGCAGCCAUGGAUGAUGCCUUGUGGGAAUUGGUCUGUACUAAACAUUGGCCUGCUUCUGGCAUUUCAAUAGGUCGCCUCAGAUCAGUUGUGAAUGUGCUUGGUGGAUUCAGGCGUCUGUAUGUUAAGUGGAUGCAUCCUCUCUGCAGAAAUGAUGCUUUCAAAGAGGAUAAUGUUGUGUGGAGCGAGGACCAAGUUCAGCUUUCUCUCUCUCUCUUUUCUGUAGAGUACUAUGGAAGGCUAGGUAAUGGGCCUUUCUAUGGUAGCUCAGGCUCCACAAUACCCAAUUCACAUUUCUUGUGCAAUUUCCAUGGAGCCACAGCAGGAACUCUCAGUUAUGUUUGAUUCAUUGCCAUCCAUAUUUGUUCAAAACAAGAAUCCCUUUUGUUUGUACUUUGAUUUGUUUUGGUUGUUCGCAUACCUUAUAAAUGAAAACUGGAUGAUUUUGUGUUUUUGUUCUGGCAAGUCUCAGUGUUCAAAAAAUUUGUGAAGAUUUUAUGUACACUGAAAUUUUUCCAGGCAAUGUAAUGUAUUUGAGAACAAUUCUGGAUGGUUGGAGCAGUAAUGUUGUUCAUUAUUGGUUUUGGAGUUUUUUAUCAACGAUUUAGAGUAUAGAUUUUCUUCUCCUUCAACCUUCUAUUAUCUUGAUGAUGAAUUGCAAAGUCUGAUCCAUCAGUCUGAUCCAUCAUUUAACAGCAUUAUGGAUUAUGGGAGAUGGGAUUAUCCAUCAUUUUUAAUAUAAUACAAUCCUUGGUUCUGAAAAAGCAGUACCUCCAGAAAUGCGCAUUCGUACAUGUUUAAUACUGGAUUAACAAAACGAAAAUUUCUCUGUUUAGCGACUGAAUGUAAGUUGACUGAAGUCUUCAAAAUAUUGUGAAGGUUUUACGUAUACCUGAAAUUUAUCCAGCCAUUACAAUGUAUUUGAGGGCAAUUCGGGAUAGUUGGUGCA
Cryptomeria japonica (Japanese cedar) is the source of this 1272-nucleotide messenger RNA. Its product is annotated as F-box protein GID2. The record is from RefSeq and is a predicted model, not a curated record. Gene Ontology annotation, molecular function: protein binding. Bases 117 to 668 code for a protein of 183 amino acids. The transcript has a single exon. Gene Ontology annotation, biological process: gibberellic acid mediated signaling pathway; regulation of gibberellic acid mediated signaling pathway. NCBI's taxonomy places the organism in Eukaryota, Viridiplantae, Streptophyta, Pinopsida, Cupressales, Cupressaceae. Gene Ontology annotation, cellular component: SCF ubiquitin ligase complex.